AUGGCUGUAGCCGAUGUCACUUCAUAUCCCCCCGUUCAGCCAAGCUUCCUCCAUGAUGUGGCCGCAGACAGCAUGAAGCCUCUGGCUUCUGCCGUCGACACCUCGGCUCUCGAGACUUCUUCAAAGAUUCUCGACAUCAUUGGAAGAUAUCGUCUGAACAAGGGAGAAAAUAUCUACGCCAGUGCUGAUCAGUCUGUCCUCAAGUUCAUUGCCCUCAUCUACACACAUGUCAAGGCUCAGCAGGCCGUGCCGCUUUGCCUUCCUGCAUUUCCCUUCAAGUCACCAAACUCGACGUCCAAGGUCCUUGGAAAGCUGCCUGACAAGGCGGAAGAGUUUGCCUUGAGCCAUCUGAAUGGCAUGUGUCAGGCGAUUGCAGACAUUUAUCCUCCUGGAGCAAAGCUCACUAUUAUCUCGGAUGGUCUUGUGUACAAUGACCUUCUUGGUGUCCCCGACAAGGAUGUCUGGGGAUAUGGAGAGACUCUCAGAGCCCUCGCCGCAUCCAAGGGGUUUGCUCACAUCUCGUUUGCCCGUCUUCGAGACCUCGUCGACAUUGAUCUACCAAAGGAGCUUGAUGAGAUGACAUAUGUCGCCAAUGCUUCCAACUUCCGUCGUGCCCUCCUCAACACAUUCAGCAAGCCCGGUUGGACCUGGGACGAGGUCCGCCAGGCUGAAGAUGCAUGCAUGACGUAUCGAGGCUACAUCAAGUUCCUGCAGACCGACUUGGAGACUGUGUACCCUAUUGGAGAGGACCGCACCAAGUCCCGGUAUAAGAGGGGAACUGAGUACAUUGCUAAGCAGAUGAUGGCUCGAGGCGAUGCAUUUGCCAACGCCGUGCGUCAGAAGUAUCCUGACCAUGUCCGCCUGUCCAUCCAUCCUUCUACUGGCGCUGUUAAGCUAUCCAUCAGCUUGCUGCCCACUGAUAGCAUCUACACGACACCAUGGCAUAGCACCUUGGUCCUGAAGUUGGACGGAACCAUCGAGACCGGAAUGCGGUCCCAGUUUGAGAACAACGACAACCUGGAGCUGAUCUACGAGAACGGUCGCCCAAGCUACUACCGCGAAAGGUCUCCUCUUCUCAACUGGGCUGAAGAAAAGGGCGGCAUCGUCGUUGACCCCAUCUACCCAGCGGGUCUCACCAUUCGCCCUGCCAACGGACCCGGAUCCUUGACCAUCGACGACAUCGACACACAGAAAGUCCGCGCCCUUUCCGAGAUCAACUCUCCCGUUAUCCUGCGCGGAUUCGUCAAGAAGCCUGAUCGUGAGCGAUUCAUUAACCUCAGCCACCAGUUUGGAACACCACUGCCAUGGAAGUUUGGCUUGUUGCUUGAGGUGAAGGAUCGAGGACUGGAGACAAGGGGUCUUAACAAUGUCCUUUCGGCGGAGCCUAUGCCCAUGCAUUAUGAUGGGUUGUUCAAGACAGUGAAGCAGGUUGAUGAGAGUGGCAAGGAGGUUUUGGUUUCUACACCGCCACAAUUCCAGCUCUUUGAGGGUGCGACAGCAUCUCCACGAGACACAGGAUUCACAAUCUUUGCCUCAUCAACCCUACUCUUCAAGUACCUCCCCAAGUGGCUCAAGAUCGACGACCUAUCCAAGCUCACAUGGAGCGUGUCAACUUCUUCCUUCGACCAAACCGUCCUGAAGGGCCUACCCCUUGUUGUACCGCACCCAACCACAGAGAAGCCUUGCCUGCGCUACCAUGAGCCAUGGCCCCAGAGCAGGACUCAAUUCGACGCCACAGACGUUAUCAUUGAAGGCCAAGAACCUGGUGAGAGUGCAUCCAUCUGCGCCGCUAUCGAUGCAACCCUCUACGAUCGCAGAGUAGCGUACUAUCACGCCUGGGACAAGGGAGAUAUUGUCGUCAGUGAUAAUGUUCUAAUGAUGCACACGAGGAGCGAUUUCACUGCGGGCAUUGAUCGAGAGCUUUGGAGAAUUCACUUUGAUUAG
This is a messenger RNA of Fusarium keratoplasticum, 1944 nucleotides long. RefSeq names its product TauD domain-containing protein. NCBI's taxonomy places the organism in Eukaryota, Fungi, Ascomycota, Sordariomycetes, Hypocreales, Nectriaceae. The record is from RefSeq and is a predicted model, not a curated record. The transcript is spliced from 4 exons. Bases 1 to 1944 code for a protein of 647 amino acids. Gene Ontology annotation, molecular function: oxidoreductase activity.